CUUGUCAGCUCAUUUACCUAAUGCCCAAUGCAAAAGGAAAUCUAAGUUAUUUUUGUUCAUCUAUGCUGCGAUUGUUAUAUACUUACUUACCUUCAGAACAAUAACUCAGGCAGGUAGGUGAGCAACUGAAGCGAUUAAGUAAAUAAAAAGUCUAAUCAUUGCAUUGCGACUCAAUCCAAUAUUGUGCAACGGUAAUGUACUCUACCGGUUGACAAAAGAAACAACAAUACCUAGGUCAAAGUCAAUGGCAGGCCAUUUACAGGAUCAGAAAACAAAGAAAAACUUUAGUCACGCUGUGAAAACGAGUCCAAACGUGACUUGCUGAUGAUUGUGUAACUUUCCUAACCUUGAACCGAUGCUAAAUGCUAAAUGACUUCUUCCCAGAUACCAAACGAGUUUCAUUUUCAAUACGCAAUUAGCAUGUUUGAUUUAAAAAACGCAAAUUUUAUGACUAAACACGGAGCGGAUGGUAUUUUCGUAUUUUGUGAAAGAGAGCAUGCAACCAUACUUUAAAAAUAAGUUGUAUCUGUCUACAUAAAUGCUAAAUUAAAAGUACUUAUUCUAGAGGUAAUAUAGUAAAAAAGUUGGCAUUAUGUAGAAAGGCUCUUGGCCAUAGACAAUAAAAAAAUAAUCUUGGCGCCAUAAUUUUAUCGAUCGAACAAAAACCAAUAACAUUAAUUUCUUUUACUGUGCAAGUUUUAUUUCAAGAGUGGAUCGAUUAUUUUAUAAUGGCCAGCGAUGCAGUUUUAAAGUAUUUGGUCGACACCAAUCGUCCUUACUCUUGUGCGGACAUAACUGUAAACCUGCGGGGUGCGUUUACCAAAACAGCGGUACAAAAAGCUUUGGACGCAUUGAGUGAAUCUGCUAAAAUUAAGUGCAAAUUGUAUGGAAAACAAAAAGUGUAUGCCGCUAUACAACCUGAAACUGUUCCCGAUGACAAUGAUAAAGAAGAAGAUUACGAAACCCAAUUCAAAGUCGUGGCCAAAUCUCUAGAGGAACAAUCUGAAGCAUUGAAAUCAUCAGAGAGCAAACUAAAAUUACUGAUUUCAACACCAACGACAGACACAGCGAUAUCUCUUACAAACGACGCUAGAACUAGGAUCGAAGUGUUGGAGAGUAAACUGAAUGUUCUGAGGACGUCCACUCAGGUGUUGAGUCCUGAGGAAAAGAGGAAGGUUUCCGAACUACAUAGCAAACUGUUGAGUGAAUAUAGAAAGCGAAAACGAAUCUGUUCGGACAUGAUAGAGACUAUGAUGGAAGGCUAUCCGAAGUCCAAGAAGACGUUUCUAGAAGAGCUGUGUGUGGAGACUGAUGACAUGGUCGGAUUCAAACUCAUGACUUAAAUAACUGCCUGAAUUUUGAAGUGUUAAUAGUAAAUAUGUAAUAAAUGUAUUCUACUUCA
Messenger RNA from Plutella xylostella (diamondback moth), 1402 nucleotides. Its product is annotated as homologous-pairing protein 2 homolog. Lineage: Eukaryota; Metazoa; Arthropoda; Insecta; Lepidoptera; Plutellidae. Gene Ontology annotation, biological process: homologous chromosome pairing at meiosis; meiotic joint molecule formation; meiotic strand invasion involved in reciprocal meiotic recombination. Gene Ontology annotation, molecular function: double-stranded DNA binding; recombinase activator activity. The record is from RefSeq and is a predicted model, not a curated record. Gene Ontology annotation, cellular component: condensed nuclear chromosome; DNA recombinase auxiliary factor complex.